Acanthisitta chloris (rifleman) is the source of this 390-nucleotide messenger RNA. RefSeq names its product O-acyl-ADP-ribose deacylase 1 (gene OARD1). The record is from RefSeq and is a predicted model, not a curated record. The coding region runs from base 1 to 390 and encodes 129 amino acids. NCBI's taxonomy places the organism in Eukaryota, Metazoa, Chordata, Aves, Passeriformes, Acanthisittidae. The transcript is spliced from 5 exons. Gene Ontology annotation, biological process: peptidyl-glutamate ADP-deribosylation.
AUGGCCACGCGCUGCUCCGCGGACCAGGACAGAAUCAGGAGUGUCCGAGGGGACCUGUUCUCGUGCCCGAGCACGGACGCGCUGGCUCACUGCGUCAGCGAGGAUUGCCGCAUGGAGAAGAAGACGGGGGAGGUGGCUGUUCUGCGGAGGGAUGAGCGAUACAUCUACUACCUGAUAACGAAGCAGAAGGUCUCUCACAAACCCACGUACGAGAGCAUGCAGAAGAGCUUGGAAGCCAUGAAAGCUCAUUGCCUGCAAAACGGAGUCACUGACAUCUCUAUGCCCAGGAUUGGAUGUGGACUUGAUGGCCUGGAGUGGGAUAAAGUGUCAGCAAUCCUCAGGGAGGUGUUCGAGGACACAGACAUCAAGAUCACAGUGUACACCCUGUGA